AUGUCGAGCGCGAAGACUGUGGCGCUCAUCGGCGCGGGCGAUGUCGCGAAAUUCUUCGUCGAAGAGCUCGUCGCCGCCAACCGCAAUGUGCUCGUCAUCUCGCGCGCCCCACGGCCUUGGUUCGCCGACCGCACCGACAUCACAUUCCUUACCUCCGAUUAUUCCUCUUCGUCUUUUACCGAAAUCUUCGACGCUCAUAACGUCGACGUGGCGUUCUGCUUUAUACACGACAACACGAAGUUCUACGUCGAUGUUCACGAGGCCAUCUUGGACGCGUGUAGGAAGAGCAGGACGUGCAAGCGGUUCGUGCCGAGUGAAUACGACGGCGAUAUUGAGGAGGGGGAUGGUGGGCAUUGGGAUAAGCCGCGCUUCCAUCUCAAGACGCACGUUCCGUUCCGCGAGACCCUCACUUCUCAGUCGCAACUCGAGGAUGGGGAGAGGGUGGAGUAUACGCUGCUGUGCCACGGGUGGUUCAUGGAUUAUAUUCUGCCGUCACACAAGACUUAUAUGAAGGACAUAUAUCCCGUUUGGCCUGUCGAUGUGAAUGGGGGGAGCGAUGAGGUUGUUGUUGCGGGGACGGGUGAGGAGAGCGUAGGGUUGACGGCUGCGAGGGAUGUGGCUAGGGUGGGGGUUGCGUUGGUUGGUAUGCCGAAGGGCUUUUGGAGCGAGAAGACGUAUGUGUGUGGAGAGUAUACGACGUGGAAUCGGCUCAUCGCGCAGCUUUCGUCCUACUACAAUCGCACAUUCAACCCCACCUACACCCCCCUCUCCACAAUCCAAGCUGCAAUCGAAGACCCAGACAUCCCCGAAGAAGACAAGGCGUUCGUAUACAUGCAGGAGUGGAACGCGAGCGGGGCGUCGGCGCCGCCGAGGGAAAAGUUGUGGGAUGCGGGGAGGUGGGGGGUCAGGGUGAGGAGUGUAGCGCAAUUGCUAGAGGAUGGACGCAAGGAUGGAAUCGUGUAA
Messenger RNA from Peniophora sp. CBMAI 1063, 963 nucleotides. Lineage: Eukaryota; Fungi; Basidiomycota; Agaricomycetes; Russulales; Peniophoraceae. The record is from the annotation of a GenBank genome assembly.